AUCUAUUUAAACGUAUUCGAUAUUAUCGGGGGUGAGUUUCAAACAUUUACACAUCUCUAAAGGCAAUUUUGGAAAUACGCAAGCUGCUUCUAAAACAAUUUGUUUGUUUGUACAAUUGACGAGGUACAACCAACAACGAGUUUCGUAUGUUUGGGAACCAGCGUAAACGUGGAAUUUUAAGAGAUGAAAAUGAGAGGACGUAAAGAUUCCACGGUGAAUUCUGUACGCACCGACAAGAAUAUCAAGAAAGAGGAAGCAUUUCCCGUGGCGCUUUUCACUUGCACUCUAAAUAGGAGCCAUACACACUCCCACAUACAAAGCUCACUUCAAGAUAGCUUACUUGAGAAUGAAUUUGAAAAGGCAUCGGACUGUAGGAGUAACGUUUCCAACGCUAAAAAAACUCAACGAACUGGUGGACAAACAGUCCGCCAAGUCAGGAAAGGAAACCUAAAUUGUUUGAAAGGAAGCAUAAAAUCGCACGGAGACCAAGGCCAAGUUAAGGACGAAUCACCUGAAGAAGAGCUGACCUCUUUUAGAGACAACGUUCAAGCACAGAUCAAUGUGCCGGAUAGUGGAUUACGAGAUGAUGAUUGUGGUGUGGACCUCAACCAUGGGCCUGCUACUUAUAAUAAUAUUACGGUGAAUAGAAUUAAAAAGCAUACUGAAACCUUUUCAAAAGGACCAUGUCAUCAGCGUAAUUUGCGAGACCACACAAAAGGUCAACUGUUAAAAUGCACCUCUUGCGGUCUGUCUUUUGUACGGAAAUCGAUACUUAAGACACACCAGCGAUCCCAUACGGAAGAGGAACCGUUCAAGUGUUCCCACUGCUCAAGGAAAAUUUCACUGCAUUCACAUUUUGAAAGACACUUGAGAACUCUUAGAAAACAAUGCCAAUUGAAUGACAACCCACUUGAAGAAGAAAGUUUGAAGUUUGCCGAAGAAAUACUGACUUUGUUAAACGGCAACGAUCAUGAAGGGAUCGAGGUGAUGGCUAAUGAUUUACAAGUGGAUGGUGACUAUGGCGCUGGCUUCCAUCAACGAACUGGUGGACAAACUGUCCGCCAAGUCAAGAAAGGAAAACUAAAUUGUUUGAAAGGAAACUUGGAAUCGAACGGAGGCCAAGGCGAAGUUAAGGACGAGCCACCUGAAGAAUGUGUGUUUGACGAGGAAGUACUGACCUCGAUCGAUGUGCCGGAUAAUGAUUUACGAGAAGAUGAUUGUGGUGUCGACCAGUACCAAGAGCCUGCUACUUUUAAAAGUAAGGGAAAAAGAGUCAAAAAGCGUCACAGUUGCAAUUAUUGUCCUAAACAUUUUUCAAAGAAGUCAAGUCUUCAGCGCCACUUGGGAACGCACACAGGGGAUAAUCCGUUCAAAUGUACUUAUUGCGUAGAGUCUUUUUUUCAUAAAUCAAUACUUGAAACACACCUGCGAUCGCAUACAGGAGAAAAACCGUUCAAGUGUACCCACUGCUCAAAGGCUUUUACACAAAACUCACAUCUUCAGAGGCACAUGAGAACAGUCCUGCAAUCGCAAACAGGAGAAAGACCGUUCAAGUGUACCCACUGCUCAAAGACUUUUACACAAAACGGACAUCUUCAGAGGCACAUGAGAACAGUCCUGCAACCGCAUAAAGGAGAAAGACCGUUCAAGUGUACCCACUGUUCAAAGACUUUCACACAAAACUCACAUCUUCAGAGGCACAUGAGAACAGUCCUGCAACCACAUAAAGGAGAAAGACCGUUCAAGUGUACCCACUGCACAAAGACUUUUACACAAAACUUACAUCUUCAGAGGCACAUGAUAACAGUCCGAAACAAAAGUUUAGAAUGACACUCUAAUAUCUUUCUAUAUACAUAAUUAAACUCGUCAAAUACCAGAAAAUUUCAACAAAAGAGGGAAUGUUUCAAGCAGCUGUGAUUAACUGUAAACAUUUCAGAACCAAAAACAAAUAUAAUUUCAUUUUUCCUUGUUAA
This is a messenger RNA of Drosophila suzukii, 1973 nucleotides long. The record is from RefSeq and is a predicted model, not a curated record. NCBI's taxonomy places the organism in Eukaryota, Metazoa, Arthropoda, Insecta, Diptera, Drosophilidae.